CUGCUCCUGGGCAGAGAACUCUCGCAUCUCUCUCACACGAUCAUCAACAACGACGACGGACUAUGGCCGGAAUUCGCGCCCACCAGGAUGGACGCGCACCGAGCCGGCUCCUGGCGGGCCUCAGCAUCGUCGCCUGCUCCCUGACGGCGGGGAGCAUCUACUGCUUUCCGCUCUUUGGGCCAAGCCUGACACGCGACCUCGGCCUCUCGCUGCUCCAGACCAACUCCAUCUGGGGCGGCGCCGUUUUUGGCCAGUACUUUUCUGCAAGUCUGAUGGGCCACCUCGGCGACACAUAUGGCCCGCGACCGCUCGCUCUCAUCGCAUCAGUCCUCUUUGGCACAGGCUACCUCCUCAUGGCGCAUACAGAGUGGGCCGCCGUCGAUUCACAGGGGCGGUUGUCGCCACAAGCCAAUGACCAGAGAGCGGCCGGCACCGCUGUCGUCGCCUUGACUGCCUACUUUGUCCUGGUCGGUGCAGGUGUGGCCGCAAGCGUGUUCGGCGCCCUCCGAUCGUCGACGAGCCACUUUGGCGGCAAGCACCCUGGCCUGGCGCUGUCGGUGCCCCUCACCCUCUUUAGCCUCUCCUCGCUCUUUCUCUCCUCGCUCGCCUCGCUGUCGACCUUUACCGACUCGAAGACAGGCGACCUUAAUGGACCAAAGUGGCUCACUUUUCUGGGUGUUGGCCUCAUGCUCGUCAACGCCCUUGCCGCCUUUGGCCUCUCUGCACCGCCGCCGUUGCCGACACCGACGCCAGCGCGGCCAGAUGGCUCCGCCGAGAGUCAAGCCAGCGAAGCUUCGCCUUUGCUGCCUCCUGCUUCGCAUUCUUUAGAUGCCGACUCGUCAAGACUAGCAUACACAACGCCAUUUGCCACGACUGACGUGCUGCCACAGUCCGCCUCGACUGGCAAGCUGUCCAUCGGCAAAUUCGCCCAAGUCCCCGCCGUGUGGGCCCUCGCCCUCAUUCUUUUUGCUUCGGUCGGGGGUGCAGAGAUGGUCAUGAGUAGCGUGGGUAGCAUCGUCGUCAGCCUGCGCUAUGGCCACCUCGAUGCCCUGGCCAAGGCUGGUGGCGACGACGAGCAUCUGGGCAAAGAGACACUUGCUCUCCGCGCCAGCCAGGUCCAGCUGAUCGCCAUUGCCAACACCGUCGCGCGUCUCUUUGCCGGUCUGGCCUCGGACGUGUGUUCCCCCACUCGACCGAGACCGAGCCGCGGCGAUGCGCCGUGGCUCUCGCGCGUGCGCGUCAGCCGCAUGACAAUGCUCCUCGGCGGGCUCAUCUUGCUCCUCGGAGGCUUCCUCUACGCCGCCUUUCUGCUCGACUCCGUCGAGCGCCUGUGGGUCGUGAGCUUGGCCACUGGCCUCGGCUACGGCUUGACAUUCACCCUUGUUCCCUCGACCGUGCUCGUGCUCUGGCCAGCCCAGUUUGGACGCAACUACGGUCUGCUUACCUAUGCUGCUGCGACAGGCAGCCUGACCUUCUCGAUGCUCUUUGCCGCCGUCAAUGACGCCGCUAGCAGGCCUUCGUCCUUCUCGCCGGCCCUCUUCGCCACCUCGUCUUCGUCAAUAAGAACAACGCCCUCGGAGGCAGCUUCCGGGGCCAUCUGCAAGUAUGGUAGAGACUGUUUUGAAUCGAGCUUCUUGGCCGCCUCAGCCGCGCUCGUCGCCGCUCUCGCGGUCACAGUGCCCCUGUGGCGAGCCUGGCGACACUCGCUCUAAAUAUGACGCCACUGGCCCGGCACCCAUCUACAAGAUGCUUUUUGAUCUUCACAUACAAGCGCUGUAUAGAUAGCUAGAGACACACUCAUACACUUUCAUCUAGAAAACGAUCACAGUAUUCCAC
This is a messenger RNA of Acaromyces ingoldii, 1836 nucleotides long. Its product is annotated as MFS general substrate transporter. Bases 63 to 1712 code for a protein of 549 amino acids. The record is from RefSeq and is a predicted model, not a curated record. Lineage: Eukaryota; Fungi; Basidiomycota; Exobasidiomycetes; Exobasidiales; Cryptobasidiaceae. Gene Ontology annotation, biological process: transmembrane transport. Gene Ontology annotation, molecular function: transmembrane transporter activity. The transcript has 2 exons. Gene Ontology annotation, cellular component: membrane.